CUUCAAGCUCUUCCCGCAGCUGGAUGACUCCCCUCUCCACGUCUGGUACUGCAGGCAGCACAGGUAGUACGCCCGACAAUGUAUGACGUCGCACUUACAUGAGAGCUUGCGCAACAGCACAGGUGACCAAAAAUAUGAGGCGAAUUCCGUCAAUGGUAUGCCCUUUUAUAAGAAAAUCAGUCCUCUGCUUGAAUUCCUGCAUUCUCUCUCGUUUGUUUAAGUCACAUCUCCUCGAAAACUGGAAGAGACUUAGAACACGAUGAUCCACCCUGACCAAGUCGCCGAGAUGCUGUAUUCGAGGACAGCCACGUCGACCCACACUCACACUCCGGGGCCGAUCCCCACGGUGAUCCCAAGCCCGACCCACUACCAAACGGCCGGCGAGACAGGACACCGCACAUUAUGGGUGCUCUUUGCCGGCAUGUCGCUGUUCUCAGCCGCCUUCGCCCUGCUCUCGUGGCGUGUGCCCGUGUCUCGGCGCAUCUACCACGUCACGAGCACGCUGGUGCCCAUCAUCUCGGCGCUCGCCUACUUCGCAAUGGCCUCGGGCCAGGCGUCGGCCUUCAACUGCGAGACGGUGCGCGACAGCCACAAGCACGUGCCCGACACGUUCCACGACGUCUGCCGUCAGGUCUACUGGGCGCGCUACGUUAACUGGGCGCUGACCACACCGCUGGUCCUGCUGAAUUUGUGCCUGCUGGCCGGCAUCGACGGCGCCCACACCUUGAUGGCCUUGCUCGCCAACCUCAUCAUGAUUUUGAGCGGCCUCUUUGCUGCCUUUGGCGCCGAACGGACGGCCCAGAAGUGGGGUUGGUUCACCAUUGCCUGUCUGUCGUACCUCUUCGUCAUCUGGCAUGUCGGCCUGCACGGUACCAGGAUGGUCAAGGCCAAGGGCGCGAGGGUCUCUAGGCUCUUUGCAACGCUCGCGAGCUACACGCUUAUUCUUUGGACGAUCUAUCCAAUUGUCUGGGCCAUUACCACCCUUGCCCGCAGAACCUCUGUCGACACCGAGAUCCUCAUCUACGCGGUGUUAGAUGUGCUUUCCCAACCCGUUCUGCUGCUCUGGCUGCUUGUCAGCCAUCGGGCCAUUGCAGAGACCAAUAUCGAGCUGCCCGGAUACUGGUCGCAAGGCCUUUCUUCCGAGGGAAGAAUUCGCAUUGGUGACGAUGAGUAACUGUUGCCGGGGCGGCUGAUAUGUUGGGAACGGGACCGGAUGGCCAUGGAUGAACAGAGCUUGGUAGCUUGCGGGCCACGGAAGAGCCACGGGGUAAGCAGUACGCAGGUGAAUUAGGUCAACAAUCAACAAAAGGGGGGCAUGUGGGUCGAUGAAGAGUGGUUUAAGAUGGGA
This is a messenger RNA of Canariomyces notabilis, 1348 nucleotides long. RefSeq names its product family A G protein-coupled receptor-like protein. The transcript is spliced from 3 exons. Lineage: Eukaryota; Fungi; Ascomycota; Sordariomycetes; Sordariales; Chaetomiaceae. Gene Ontology annotation, cellular component: endoplasmic reticulum; plasma membrane. Bases 260 to 1174 code for a protein of 304 amino acids. The record is from RefSeq and is a predicted model, not a curated record.